Molecule: messenger RNA, 3525 nt
Organism: Eimeria acervulina
Lineage: Eukaryota; Apicomplexa; Conoidasida; Eucoccidiorida; Eimeriidae
Product: XRN 5'-3' exonuclease N-terminus domain-containing protein, putative
Exons: 1
Coding region: 1-3525 (1174 amino acids)
Biological process (GO): rRNA catabolic process; nuclear-transcribed mRNA catabolic process
Cellular component (GO): nucleus
Molecular function (GO): 5'-3' RNA exonuclease activity; RNA binding
Source: RefSeq, a predicted model, not a curated record
AUGAACCGCAGCAGCAGCAGCAGCAACAGCAGCAGCAGCAGCACAGCAGCAAAAGGCAUCCCUCACUUCUACCGCUGGCUUUGCAAUCAAUUCCCUACCUGUGUGCAGCCGCUGCAGAAAUAUGUUUGGCGAAAAGCAGCACAGCCUAGCAGCAGCAGCAGCAGCAGCAGCGGCAGCAGCACUUCUAAAGACACCGCCAAGGAGCGCAUGCUGCAGCAGCUCCUCAAGGAGGAUGAGUUGCUGCUGAAGCAGUUUCAAGGGGCGAAUGGCGCAGCAGCAGAAGCAGCAGCAGCGAAGUCCUUCAGUUUGCUGCAGCUCAACCGAGACGAUCCGCAGCAGCAGCAGCAGCAGCAAGUGCCGAUUGACGCCUUGCUGAUUGAUUUCAACGCUCUGAUGCAUCUGUGCAUUCAUGGGCACCUGCCCAGUUCUCCUCCUGCGCUGAGUUUGCUGCAGCAGGAGCAGCAGCAGCUGCUGCAGCCGCUGCUGCUGCAGCAGCACCAGCCGCUGCUGCUGCAGCGAGUGCUGUCUUACCUUGACUUACUUGUGAGACUCGUGAGGCCCCGCUCUCUUCUCUGCAUUACAAUUGAUGGUGUACCCCCAGCAGCAAAGCUGGCGCAGCAGCGCGGCCGCCGCUUCAGGCAGCAGCGGGAGCAGCAGCAGCAGCAGCAGCAGCAGGGACUAAUCCAGGCAGAUACAGAUGCUGCGGCAACGGAUGAAGCAGCAACCGCUGCGCCCAGUGAAAAUCGAGAAGCACCAGCAGCAGCAGCAGCAGCAGCAACAGCAACGACACCCACAGCAGGAGAAGCAGCAGCAGCAGCAGACGACGACGACGACAAGUUUGACAUUAACAGCAUUGGCCCCGGCACCCGUUUUAUGUUUGUUGCAGAGGCAGCCUUAAAGCGAUUUAUCUCUCAUAAGCAAAGAAGCAGCAGAGUUUGGGGCUGCAUGCACUCCGUCUUGCUUAGCGGCGCUGAUGUGCCAGGGGAAGGGGAGCAUAAAUUGAUGCAGUUGCUCACAAGGGGCUCCUGGGGGCCCCACAGUGCUGCCCUAGGGGAGGCCUGGAGCAGCGAGGUGCAGCAGCAGCAGCAGCAGCAGCAGCAGCAGCACAUGCGGCAACCGCACAGAAACAGAGAGGCAGGCACAAGGUUUCGUUUGCUGCUUCCCCCAUCUUUCGAAGACUGUGAAGAGGGAAAUCCUGCAGCAGCAGCAGCAGCAGCAGCAACAGCAGCAGCAAAGAGUUCGUCGUCGCCCACGAGAGCAGCAGCAAAGGGGGCCCCAACUCACUCCCCACCCGAAGCCGCACCAGAUGAAUCUCCAAGCGAGCAGCAGCAACAGCAGCAGCAGCAACAGCAGCAGCAGCAACAGCAGCAGCAGCAACAGCCGCAACAGGUUUCUUCUGAGUUGCUGAUCCCUCUUCCUGGGCGCAUCUGUUUGUAUGGCUUGGAUGCUGAUUUAUUAGUCUUAGCGCUGGCGAGGCAACGGCCAGGGCUUUUAAUAUUAAGAGAAAAACAAAAGUCUAUCUGCGGCACUAGAGCUGCAGCAACAAGAAAAAUGCUGCUCCGCAUUCAUGAGGCUCUGCAAGAACAGCAGCAGCAGCAACAACAACAACAGCAGCAGAAAGAGGAGCAGCAGCUCCUGCAACUUGGUGAACAGAGUGCGAAAGGCAAGGGUAAAGGGAGAAAGAAACAGCAGCAGCAGCAGCAGCAAGAAGAGCAGCAACAGCAGCAGCAGCAGCAGCAAGAAGAGCAGCAACAGCAGCAGCAGCAGCAGCAAUUACUGGAUGGUUUGCUGCUGCCUGCUUCGGGAGAUUUCCUGCGUUAUACGGCGAAAGACUUUGAGGUAGUGUGUAUAGACACCCUGAGGCGCCAGUUGGUGCGCUCAUUAGCCACUGCAGCAGCAAACGAAGCAGCAACUCCAGCAGCAGUAGCAGCAGCAGCAGCAGCAGCAGCAACAGCAGCAAACCGCGGCCCUGCUGCUGCUGCCUCGCCUAUGGGAUCAUCCAAGAAGCUCUCAACUUUAGCUGCUAACAUCGAGGGUUUAAAAGGGGUUUCUCUUGUAGGGGGCCCCCCUCUCUUGGGGCCCCUAGGGGGGCCCCUUGGGGGCCCCUUAGGGGGGCCCCUUGCCGGGGGGCCCCUGGGGCCCCCUGUGAUGCCUUUGAUACGGGGCUUGGAUGCGAGCCGUUUGGUGGAUGACUUUGUGCUGCUAUCGUUUUUUGUAGGGAAUGAUUUUUUGCCUGCUUUACCUAAUAUAAAUAUUUAUUCGGGAGGGUUUUCGUUGUUGCUUCAGGUGUAUACGAGGGCCCUACCGUGGUUGGGGGGCCCCCUGACUCGUAAGACCCAGAUUCACUUACCUCGACUUAUUCGUUUCUUCUCUCUUCUUGCUGAACAAGAGGGGCCCCACUUCGAGGCAGAGGGGCCCCCGGGGCCCCUUCAACCAGCCUAUGCUGCGGAGUACUACGCGGCGAAAUUUCCCCUGCGUGAUCUAGCAGCAGCAGAAGCUGCUGCUGCUUCUGCUGCUGCUGCUGCCUCUUCCUCCUCUGCGGCAGCCGCAGGAGAGAAACGAGGGGGGGCCCUGGGGGCCCCUGGGGCCCCCGGGGGCCCCGAGCGUCUUUCUGGAGUUCCUUUUGGGGUGUUUCGGCACGAGUUGUGCGUGAAGUAUAUAUCAGGAUUGUUUUUUUUGCUGCAUUACUACCACAGUGGGGCCCCCUCUUGGUCGUGGGAGUACCCUUAUAACUAUGCGCCGCUAGCCUCUGAUUUGGGGGCCCUUAAAGCAGCAAAGCUGCACAUUACCCUCCCUCACUCGCAACCUAUCUCGCCCUAUCAGCAGCUUCUAGCGGUGCUGCCCCCCAGUAGCAGCGCGCUCCUACCGGGGCCCUAUAGACGGCUUCAUCUGCAUGCAGCCCCAAGCCCAUCUGCCUUUCACUGCAUGUUUCCUUCUUCCUUUCUUAUAGAUCCCUGUCCUUUACAAGCAAUCCCGUACCCAGGGAAAGCAGCAGAACUCACAGACGACGCAGCCCUCCCUGCAGCAGCAGCAGCAGCAACAGCAGCAGCAGCAACAGCAGAAGGAGCAGCAGAAGGAGGAGAAACGGGAGCAGCAGCUGCGGAAGGAAGAGCAGCAACAGGAGUGACGACAGGAGGAGGAGGCGGAGGCGCAGCAGCAGCAGCAGCAGCAAAUGCUGCAUUUGCUGCAGCCAUAAAAGAGGGAAGGCAAGCAUUAAAGAGGGCCCUCAAAAGAAAACCCACAGAAGAAAAAGCAGCACAACUCCCCGAGUGGCUGCACCGACCACUUAUUCCGUCUUUAAACUUGCAGCAGCUGCGUGCUGCUGCUGAGGAGGCAGUGGCAGCAGAAAUGAAUGCAAAAGGAAGGCCCCUACCUAAUGCACGGGGCCCCGGGGGCCCCUGGGGCCCCGAAGACUUCUUCCGCAACAAACUUGGGAGGCCCCACGUCUUUGUCUCUCCAAGAAUGCUGACGAGAGCACGAGUUAAUAGCAAGAGACAACUUAAUAAGGAGAAGAAGAGGGUUUAG